AUGGAAUUAAUAGUAAAUGGAGAUUUAAAAAAUUAUCUUUAUCGACAUCGACAAAGUGAAGUUAAUCCAAAUGGUCCAACAUUAUCUGAAUCGGCAAUGAUUCAAUUAGCAUUAGAUGUUGCUGAUGGAAUGUAUUAUUUAUCAGAUCAAAAAUUUGUCCAUAGAGAUUUAGCUGCAAGAAAUUGUCUUGUUAAUGGAAAUUAUGCGUGUAAAGUUGGAGGUAAAAUUAGAAUAUGUAUUUCAAAAGAAACAAAAAAAAAUAGAAAUAAUUCAAUAUAUUUUAUAUGAAUGAAUGACAAAGAAGUUUAAAAUGUUUUAUCAGUUAUUCAGUCUCUUGUAGGCAAUGAGAUUCUGUAUAAACUUUUGCCGUUCUAGGACAAUACGAUGAACAUCUGUAAUAUGAGAUGAAUUCAUUUUUUCUAGAUUUAAGUUUUUUGAUAUUGUAUUAAUUAUUUGGUAAGUAAAUGAAAAAAAACGGUGUUCACUAAGCUUUGACGUGCUUAAUCAUUAUUAUUUUUUUUUUACAUGUUUCAUUAACAAUAUAUAUGUCGUGUCGAAGUUACACCGGUUGACAAAGUUAUAACUUUGUUAACAAUUUUGUCGAAGUUACAACUUUGACAGAAAAAAUAGAUCAAGUUACAACUUCGACAAGAUAUUUUGUCGAAGUUAUUUUUUACACAUUUAUUAAUAAAUAAUUUUAUUAAAUUGAAU
Molecule: messenger RNA, 711 nt
Organism: Rotaria sp. Silwood2
Lineage: Eukaryota; Metazoa; Rotifera; Eurotatoria; Philodinida; Philodinidae
Source: the annotation of a GenBank genome assembly